Molecule: messenger RNA, 3807 nt
Organism: Mugil cephalus (flathead mullet)
Lineage: Eukaryota; Metazoa; Chordata; Actinopteri; Mugiliformes; Mugilidae
Product: aminopeptidase Ey-like
Exons: 23
Coding region: 102-2951 (949 amino acids)
Biological process (GO): proteolysis; peptide catabolic process
Cellular component (GO): cytoplasm
Molecular function (GO): metalloaminopeptidase activity; zinc ion binding; peptide binding
Source: RefSeq, a predicted model, not a curated record
GGAGGUGGAGGGUGGAGGGGAGCUGUAAUCAGAUGAUCUGAGGGCUGGAGCUAGUUCACGGUUCAGCAGAGCUUCAGUCAGGACUCGUCUUUUUCUUUGAGAUGGGGGGAAGCUGCCGGAUCAGUAAAGUCUUCAUCGUGAGCGCGGUCUUAACGGUGGCCUCCAUCGCCACCAUCGUCACGUUGUGGACUCUGGCCCUGAGAGACAAAGACGAAGGCACAGCUCCCUGGGACAGGUUUCGUCUUCCCACGGCUUUGGUCCCUGAGUUCUAUGACAUCACCCUGUGGCCUCGACUCAGCCCCGACCCAAACACCGGCCUCUACGUUUUCACAGGUCAUUCUGUCGUACAGUUUGAGUGUGUAGAAGAAACCGAUUUGAUUCUGAUCCACUCCAACCUACUCAACUACACCAAGCUGAACAACUCACACAUCGCCACGCUGGUUAACUCAGAUGGUUGGUCCGCUCCCAGUAUUAAGGUUUCCUGGCUGCAGCCUAAGACUCAGUAUCUGGUCAUCCAGCUGGACGAUGAAUUACUUAAAGGACAGAGGUAUCAGCUGUACACAGAGUUCACCGGAGAACUGGCCGACGACUUGGCCGGUUUUUACCGCAGUGAAUAUGAGGAAGACGGAGUCCGAAAGAUUGUCGCCACCACUCAGAUGCAUCCAACUCACGCCAGGAAGACCUUCCCUUGUUUUGAUGAGCCAGCUAUGAAGGCUGUGUUUCACAUUACUCUCAUCCACCCGCCUGGAACCGUAGCCUUAUCCAAUGGCUUGGAAACAGAUGUUGUUGGCGCCACCUUUGACGGAGUAGCUGUGACACAAACCAGGUUUGAGCCGACAAAGAAAAUGUCCACUUACCUGCUGGCUAUGGUCAUCUCUGACUACUCAUACCUGGAAACCACUCAGGGAGACACUCUGGUGCGUAUCUGGGCUCGGAGGAAGGCCAUUGAGUUGGGACAGGGGGACUACGCCCUCAAUGUGACCGGACCCGUCCUGGACUUCUUCCAGUCGUACUAUAACGUCCCCUACCCCCUGAGCAAGUCUGAUCAGAUCGCUCUCCCAGACUUUUAUUUCGGUGCCAUGGAGAACUGGGGCCUGGUGACGUACAGAGAAACCAACCUCCUCUUUGAGCCGGCCACCUCCUCCAACAGGAACAGAGAGACCACGGCCUCCAUCAUCGCUCAUGAACUGGCUCACAUGUGGUUCGGGAACCUGGUGACGCUGCGAUGGUGGAACGAGGUCUGGUUGAACGAAGGCUUCGCUACGUACGUGUCGUACCUGGGGGCGGACCACGCUGAGCCGACGUGGAACGUGAAAGACUUGAUCGUACUCGAUGACGUCCACAGAGUGUUUGCAGUCGAUGCCUUGAUGUCGUCUCAUCCUCUGUCCUCUGAUGAAGACGACAUCUUCCUUCCUGAGCAGAUCACCGAGCAGUUUGACACCAUCUCAUACAGCAAGGGUGCAGCAGUGCUGAGGAUGCUCUCUGACUUCCUGUCUGAGUCCGUCUUCGUCCAGGGUCUCAGCAGUUACCUCAAACACUUUGCCUACAGUAACACAGUAGCAAGCGACUUGUGGAAACAUCUCCAGACGGCGGUGGACGUCAGCCAUGUUUCACUUCCUCGUCCUGUUGAUGACAUCAUGGACCCGUGGGUGCUUCAGAUGGGCUUCCCUGUGGUUACCAUAGAUACGACCACGGGGACGGUUUCCCAGAGUCACUUCCUCCUGGAUCCAGAGUCGGUCGUCACGACCGAGUCUCCGUUCAAAUAUGAGUGGCUGGUUCCUGUUCGCUGGAUGAAGGCCGGUGAGGUCCAGACUGACAUCUGGUGGCUCCUGGAAAAACAAGCUGUGAACCUGGACAUGCGAAGCAGCGCUGCCUCGUGGGUUCUGGCCAACGUCAACGUUACGGGGUAUUACCGUGUGAACUACGACCUGGGGAACUGGGAACGCCUCUUCAGUCAGCUGGAGUCAGACCACCAGGUCAUCCCGGUGAUGAACAGGGCUCAGCUGGUGGACGACGCCUUCAAUCUGGCCAGAGCUGGACUGGUCUCCACCUCCCUGGCUCUCAGAACCACCUCCUACCUGAGCCUGGAGACGGAGUUCAUGCCCUGGCAGUCUGCUCUGGAUAACCUGCACUACUACGAGCUCAUGCUGGACCAGACCGAAGUCCGCCAGCCCAUGCAGGACUACAUCCAGAAGCAGGUGACACCACUUUUCCUCUACUUCAAGAACAUGACUUCAGACUGGAGCCGGGUUCCUGAUGGACACAUGGACCAGUACAACCAGGUGAACGCUCUGCGUACGGCCUGUAGGACCGGACUGGCCGAGUGUCAGAGACUGAGCUCCACCUGGUUCAAAGAGUGGAUGAAGAACCCUGAGGAGAACCCGAUUCAUCCUAACCUGCGCUCGGCCGUGUACUGCAGCGCCAUGGCAGCAGGAGGCGAGGCCGAGUGGGACUUUGGAUGGCGGCAGUUCAAGAACUCCCCCGUGGCCAGCGAGGCCCAGAAACUCAUGUCAGCUCUGGCCUGCACCACCAACACACAGCUGCUCCAGAGGUUUCUGUCUUACACCUUAAACUCCACAAUGAUCCGUAAACAAGACGCCACCUCCGUCAUCACAGCGGUCGCCUCCAACCGAGCAGGGCAGAGUCUGGCCUGGGACUUUAUCAGAGCGGAGUGGGAGUACAUGUUCACACAAUACGGAGUCGGCUCCUUCUCUUUCUCCUCCAUCAUCACCGGAGUCACAGCCAGGUUCUCCUCUCCGGCUGAACUGCAGCAGCUGGAGGAGUUCAUGGAGGAGCACCGAGCGCUGGGCUUCGGCUCGGCCUCGCUGGCCCUGGAUCAGGCCCUGGAGAGGACCAGAGCCAACAUCCAGUGGCUGCAGCUCAACCAGCAGGAGGUCCUGGACUGGCUCAAGGGGCAGAGCCGGACCAGGACCAGACCAGACCAGAACUAGAGCGGACCAGGACCAGAGCUGUGACGCCACCGUCUAGAUCACACUGGGUUUUACAGAAAUAUUCCAGUCCAGUACUGAGACCGUCUCAGAUGAUCACUACUGCUUCAUCCUGGUGUCGGAUUCCUGCUGUUCCUUUUUAUUCUCCCUGGUUUGUUUCCAGUCACUUUCUCUUUUGUUCUUGGAGUCAAACAUUAGUUUUAUGGUUAGUGAAUUAUUUUCUAACUCAGUCGUUUAUUUUUUAUUAAGGUUUAAAAUUCUGCAUAAUUAAGGGCGUUCCCGCUUUGAGUGACAGGUGGUGGAGAGCUGGGUGGGCGUGUCUCAGUGUCCAGGCUGCUUUAGCUCCGCCCCAAGGUUGAAAAGCCAGUGGGUGACGUCACAGUUGGUUUACCUCAUUCAGUUGAGUUUGUGUUGAGUUUGUGUUGAGAGUCAGAGACCAGAGCUGCAGUUUGUUCCUUUUAUUGAUGAAAAGCUGAGACAUGCAGACAUGCAGUCAGAAGAUAAAAAAUCAAAGCGUCUGUACACGGAGAGAAACAGAAAGAAAGAGCGAACUGGAACAGAAACAUCUCAUUCAUUGAUUGUCAGACUUCUUUUAUGUUAUUUUAUUUUAUUUUCUGAACCAGUCGACAGGAAUGUUUUUUUUUUUUUUCAUGUUCAUUGAUUUAUUUAAUUUAAAUAUUUAAUAUUUCACUGGUCUGUUUUUAACUCAUUCAGCUUCUUAUAAUAAUAAUAAUAAUAAUAAUAAUAAUAAUAACAAUAAUAAUAAUAAUUAUAAUCUGAUUAUUUUAAUAUUAAUCUUGCAUUUAUUCAUAUCUUGGAAAAUAAAAUCUGAGUGAACUUCACUCACUUUGAGUCCUCA